CUUUCCAUUUCUCCCCAUCUAUCCAUCCAUCUCUCUCCUCUCCUCUCCCCUCUCCUACAAUCCUCCAUCACAAUGGCUUCUCGUGGUCUUCCCCGUGCCCUCCGUGUGGCCCGUGUCGCCGCUCCUCGCUCCGUCGUCACCGCCGCCCUUCCCCGUCCGGCUCUGGCCAAGGCCGCCGCCAAUGCCAUCCCCCGUGUGACGGCCACCCCCGUCACUCCCAUCCGUGGCCUGAAGACCAUGACCUUUGCCGAUUCCAAGGAGGUCGUCUACGAGCGUGCCGAUUGGCCCCGUGAGAAGCUGCAGGAAUACUUCAAGAACGACACCCUCGCCCUGAUUGGCUACGGCUCCCAGGGUCACGGCCAGGGUCUCAACCUGCGCGACCAGGGUCUGAACGUCAUCGUCGGUGUCCGCAAGGAUGGUGCCUCGUGGAAGGAGGCCAUCCAGGACGGCUGGGUCCCCGGCCGCAACCUCUUCGACGUCACCGAGGCCGUCCAGAAGGGUACCAUUGUCAUGAACCUGCUCUCCGACGCCGCCCAGAGUGAGACCUGGCCCACCCUGAAGCCCCUCAUCACCAAGGGCAAGACCCUUUACUUCUCCCACGGCUUCUCGCCCGUCUUCAAGGACCUCACCAAGGUCGACGUCCCCACCGACGUCGACGUCAUCCUCGUCGCCCCCAAGGGCUCCGGCCGCACCGUCCGCUCCCUCUUCCGUGAGGGCCGCGGCAUCAACUCCUCCAUCGCCGUCUACCAGGACGUCACCGGCCAGGCCAAGGAGCGCGCCAUCGCCAUGGGCGUCGCCGUCGGCUCCGGCUACCUGUACGAGACCACCUUCGAGAAGGAGGUCUACUCCGACCUGUACGGAGAGCGCGGCUGCCUGAUGGGCGGCAUCCACGGCAUGUUCCUCGCCCAGUACGAGGUUCUCCGCGAGCGCGGCCACUCCCCCUCCGAGGCCUUCAACGAGACCGUCGAGGAGGCCACCCAGUCCCUGUACCCGCUCAUCGGCGCCAACGGCAUGGACUGGAUGUACGCCGCCUGCUCCACCACCGCCCGCCGCGGCGCCAUCGACUGGUCGUCGCGCUUCCGCGAGAACCUGAAGCCCCUCUUCAACGAGCUGUACGACAGCGUCCGUGACGGUACCGAGACCCAGCGCUCGCUCGACUACAACUCCCAGAAGGACUACCGCGAGAAGUACGAGAAGGAGAUGCAGGACAUCCGUGAUCUCGAGAUCUGGCGUGCCGGUAAGGCCGUGCGCUCGCUGCGUCCCGAGAACCAGAAAUAAAUGAAAA
Molecule: messenger RNA, 1285 nt
Organism: Aspergillus candidus
Lineage: Eukaryota; Fungi; Ascomycota; Eurotiomycetes; Eurotiales; Aspergillaceae
Product: Ketol-acid reductoisomerase
Exons: 1
Coding region: 73-1278 (401 amino acids)
Biological process (GO): L-valine biosynthetic process
Cellular component (GO): mitochondrion
Molecular function (GO): ketol-acid reductoisomerase activity
Source: RefSeq, a predicted model, not a curated record